This is a messenger RNA of Oryctolagus cuniculus (rabbit), 8416 nucleotides long. The record is from RefSeq and is a predicted model, not a curated record. Lineage: Eukaryota; Metazoa; Chordata; Mammalia; Lagomorpha; Leporidae.
GAUGCACUCUCACUGGCACUUCAGUGACCCCAGAAUCCUGUCCACCACCCCCAAACAGCUGUGCUUCCUACAGACCUGGGCACAUCAGUGAUCUGUGCACAGGAACCCUCCCGGGCUGAGAGCCAGGCCGGCCAGCUUGGCUUCCUGCCCUGCGUGCACGCCCUGCCCUGCAUUUCCACAUGGAACCUGAGCUGCAGUUAGAGCCCUUCACUUUCGUGUUCCCGGAAAGAGCCGCUGUGUGGGGAAGAGGAGAACACAGGUCUGCUUUAGCUGUCCUUGUCUUGUUCAUGAAUAGCUCCCCCUGCCUCCCCCCACCCCUCGUAGCCUCCAGCGCCCUCACACCCUUUCACAGCCAAACGGGGCCUUUCUCCUCCAUACACUCAGAACGGAGGGGACCAAUCAGGUGUGAAGCUCCCUUCCCCGCCAGUCAGAUUGGAGACAUCAUCUCUGUGUCAGGACUCAGUGGAUUUAUUUGAAAGGCAAAGUAGCAGAGGGGCAGAGGCAGAGGGAGAGAUCCUCCACCCACUGGGUCACCCCACCCCCCAAAUGGCCACACAGCCAGACCUCAGUUUAGGAUAACUUGGGGGCUGUGGGACACCACUACGGACACCUCUAAUCUGCCCUUUGAUGUCUAGAUCCCAUGCAGGUUUCUCUCUGAUGAGAAUCCCCAGUCUCUUGCCGUCACUGGGCCCCACUCAGCUGGAGCAAGGCAGCUCACGGUUUCAUGAGCCCUUCUCCCCUUCGUGUCAGCAGUCAACAGUUGCCACAGCAGAAGCAGCAUCCACCCAUCAGAGUGAUGCUCCUGCAAAGACUGCAGGGCAGAGGCCAGAGCUGCACAAGGCCACAUGGGAAGGCAGCACAUUGCUGAGCAGUGUGACAUAGGGACAACUGGUGCCCUACCUAUGGCCAGACCAUGACCAGGACUACUCAGGCACAGGGAGGGGGGCAUCUGUCUGGUGGAAGAGGAGUCUCUGGGCAGAGCUCUGAGGUCCUGGGCUCUCCUUCCCUUUGUGUCUGAGAGUCACCCUUAAAAUGAGGCUUGGUUUCACUGGGGAUGUGUGAAGGAGGAGGAGGAGGGACAAUGCAGAGGUGGGUACGUGAGAAUGCCUGAGGGCUUUCCUGAUUCACAGUCUAUGAUGACUGCCCAGUUCCAGAGGUUGGCCACUCAGGGACGCAGGAUGCAGUGUUCCUUGUGCAGCUCCAGCACCGGACCGGCCCGCCCAGGAGCACAAGGGCCACUCUCUGUGCAUCUAGCUCUCAGCAGGAGGAAGAGGAGGAAGAGGGGAUGACCAGAGACAAGGGUUGCUCCCCAUCCAGUGCGUGGCGGCUGUGCCUCCAUCCAGCUGCUCGGUCAUUGUCCCUUUUGCACUUUUCACCGAAGCCUGUUACUGAUGUUGCCUGUACAUCCAUGGCAAUACGCAAAUAUUUCUCCCACAGAGACGCCCAAGCACAGAUCCACAGAACUCCCUGCCAUUGAGCUCAGAAGCCUGUGGCACACAGCAGGGAGCACACUCGGGAAGGGGGCUCUAUGCUCUGGGUAGAUCCUGGCAUCACAGAGCUGCCUCUGCUGGGGUUUGCCAUUACCCAGCUUCUUAAGGAAGAGAUGGAAAGCAAGACUGAGAAACAGACAGACUCAGGGUGACACAGAGAUAGACAGAGAGAGGCUGUGCCCUGGCCAGCCACUUCUACUGAGCCCUGUGUCCUCCCAGCAGUCUUUGUGCUUUAGAGCUGUCUUCAAGCCCAAGGAGCCCAUUUGCCCAGGGUGACUUGCAGCCCGGAGCAUAGAGGCGGUGGUAUCUCGGCCAUGAUGAUCAGUGGAAUCAGUGGGACGAGGACUCCAUUUCCCUCUGGCUCUCCAUCCCCAGAGGGUUGCCUGCCAGAGACAUCUUCACCAAGCUCUGCUCUAUGGACACAAAUGACGUAGUUGGGAGACUGUCUCCAUGACCUCAUUCAACUGCAGAUGAGCCCCAGUGCCUCCUGGAGUUCCUGAGGAGCCCAGGUGACAGCACAGGGCCUUGGCACGAGUAGCUUCCAGGAGAAGAGCCUGGACCACAGCAGAGGACGACUCCUGAACCUUGAACUCCUGCGAGCCAGCGACUCGACACAGGACUUCCUGGUAAGUCAGCAGCAGCAUUCAGAGCUGAUUUCUGUCCUCAGAGAUGGCUCCGCCCCAAGAAGCUGAUGGGCAACAAAACAUUGUGGGAUGAGGAGAGAUCAUGGGCUGAGGGCCCUGGGCUGCUCAGUGGGAAGCCUGGGAGCCUGAUGGCAGGGAGGCAGGAUUGCUUCAUCGCAGUCUGGGUCAUCUUUCAAGGUAAGAUAGCUUAAAGCUAGUGCUUCGGACGUUACAUCCUUGUCAAAAUGCACCCAAUCAUUUGCCUUCCUCUAAUGCUUCCCCCUGGAAGAGUUAAAGGUAAGUGCAUCAGAGUGUGUGUUGAGGGACAUCAGUAGAUAAUGUAUGAGGUUGGCUCUGUCUCAAUCCUAUGCUGUUUGCAAGUCAUGGUGUCUUACCUCUUCCCCUCCCAGUCAGCCUUGUUCAUUCUGCACAUCCUGGGGGAAGCUGCCUUGGGGUGAAGGAUCACACUCUGCAUGUCAGUGGUGCUCUAACUGAACAGUCAUUUCUAGAUCUGGGGAUCUUUUGGUUGUAAUUUUUGUGUUACUGUAAAGCAGGAAUGCUGAUCAUCCUCUCCCAGAAUUGUGGAGAAAAUAAAGCAUGCUGAGAUCCUUUGAUUAAACAAUACUCUGCUUCAGACUUGGAUCUUGCUGUAGCAGUGAUAUCUCAAAUCUAGGACCAUGCUGUGCUGUCAGGUGCCUGCCAGAGACAUGACUGCAUCGCACGCUCGUGCCCAGAGGACCAGGUCUCCCAGUCUAGGCAUUAGUGAGAUUUCAGGCCUGACAAUCUGUUGGUGUUAGGGGAGAGGAGGAAGGGAGGUCCUAUGCUGUGCAUUACAGGAGAUUGAGCAGCACCCCUGGGCUCUGCCCAAGAGACACCAGUAGCAUCUCACCUCCCAGUUACAACAACCAGAAGUGUCUCCAGUGAUUGCCAACUAUCUGCAGGGGGACAAAAUUACCCUGAUUGAGAACCUGUGCUGGAGCCAUAUGCGUGUCCUCAGAGUGACUGUGUUCAGCCCUUGAUUCCGUGUCUGGGUGACCCGGUCCCUUUCCUUACAUGUGAGAUAACCCCAACGAUAUUUUGGGGCCUUCGUUCAGUGUCUCAAGACAUGGUUUAACAGUGAGCCUAGGCCACUGCACACCUUGUACUCCCCAUGGCAGUACCUUUUUUCUUUGUUGUGCACAUCUUUCGUGAGUGUCUGAUCACUGGGUUUUGGCCUAAUUCAGGAGUAAUGUACUUGAGAUUUCACUGGAGUUAUUGAUAAAACUACAGAUCCCACCAGCCAAAAAUCCAUUAAGGUGAUUCAUUAAAGCUGAAAGGGCUCUGUGUUUAAUCUAUCUGCUUUUGUCUCCUGUUUUGUUGUUUUUCCUGUAGCAAGCAUUCAGCUUUGGUUGUGGCCAGGAGGGUGGCAGCCCUCCCUGUGGCUUGCAGGGACCCAGUGUCUGCAGUCAGGUGGAACAGAACUCGGCAGCUCUGUACAUUGGCCCUUCAGAUAAUACAGGGGAGAGGGCUGCCUGUGUGGGGAGUCUCUAUCGCUGUGUUGGCAAUAGAUGACUCUGAGGAAAGCCCCCGGUUUCUACCAGGAUGUCCUUUGACCCUGGACAGAAUCCCAGCAUCUAGGCUGUGUAAAUGGAUUAAGGCUUCAAUGCCCCAUGGACCUGUUAGAGCCAGAAAACUGGCACAGCUGUUCACAAGAGCAUUUAAGUGGCUCCCCCGAUUUGCUCUUGCAUUUGUUCCCUAACUAGUGAAUUAUCACUUUCUUACAUGUGUUGGUGAUGGAGCAGUGAACAAGACAAAGACCAGUUCUGUCUCUCUGACACUCAAGGGUAUUGUGGGAGGCUGACAGCAAACACACAUAAAAAUAUCAUGAAGUGUGGUGCCAAGUCCAUAGGGAAAAGGAGGACAGAGAAGAGGAGGGUGAGUGCUGGGGAAGGGUACAACUGGACAUCUCAGAGAUGAAAUAAAAAUUUAAAGAAAGCUGGACAUAAUUUCAACAGAGAAGAUUGAUGGAAUAAAUAGUCACGUAGUUAUCAUGAAGAACAGUCAAGGAAUUGGAGCGGUAAGUAAGUGCAAAAGUCCUGAGGUAAGAGCGUGGCCCAGGAACAGGAGGGAGGCUGCAGUUCAGAAAGCAAGAGGGGCACACGCCCUCCCCUUGGCCCUGUUCUGCUAGUGAGAUGCCAGGUGCAGCUCUGGCCACCUCUGGAGGGAGGGAAUUGAACAGUCCAGCAAACUGGGAAGCAGGGAUGGUUGGAGCCCACCUCAGAAGACUGUCUAGUGCAGUGAGCUAUUGGCAUUUUUUCCUUCCUGCUUGUUCAUUUUAUCCUUUGGAGGCAUCCUCUCACUUUCACUGAUCAUCUCCUCAGCUGAUGGACAUGCUCAUGUCUGCCAUUCUGUGCUGCCAGAGCCAGUGCACUGAUUCCUAGUCUCCUGGGAAGCGAGAGAGCCUUUCCAGUGGAUCACUUUCCAACAGCCAGGACCAGGCUGGGCUGAGGUCUUUUAUUUGCUCACAGUCAUGGGUGCACUUUUCUCAGCCAAGCCUAGCAAAGAAUGCCAAGAUCUGGAAUCCAGCUUUAAAGAGUAUAUUAAGAACUUCAGGGAGGAAAACAAAAUCCUCUCUCAGGAAACCAUCCUUUCAAUCGAGUCAUGCCUGAGCAGAGGAGACAUUCAAGGCGCACAUUCCAUAAUCAGUGGUACAUUAGAAAAUAUUGACAAGAUCCCACUGAAUGUUGCUGUGACGGGGGAGUCGGGAUCCGGGAAGUCCAGUUUGGUGAAUUCCCUGAGAGGGGUGGGACACGAAGAAGAAGAUGCGGCUCGCACUGGGGUAGAGGAGACAACCAUAAUGAGAACACCAUACAAACACCCGAAAUUUCCCAACGUGACAAUAUGGGACUUGCCUGGCAUCGGAACCACUAAUUUCCAGCCGAAAGAUUAUCUGGAGAAAGUCAAGUUUGGUGAGUACGACUUCUUCAUUAUUUGUGCAACACGCUUCAAGAGAAAUCACCUAGACCUGGCCAAAGUUAUAAAAUCUAUGAAGAAGAACUUCUACUUUGUGAGAACCAAGGUGGACUUUGAUUUACAAAAUGAACAGGAAUUUAAACCAACUACCUACGUAAGAGACAAGGUCUUAGAAGUGAUUCGAAACAAAUCUCUGAAGGAAUUUAAGGAUAAUAAUAUUGAAACACAAAUCUUCUUAAUUUCUAACAAAAAUUUGUCUGAGUUUGAUUUCCCAAUCCUGAUGGAAACCCUACUAAAUGAUCUCCCUGCUCAGAAGCGCCACAUGUUCACGCUUUCCCUGCCCAACAUUACUGAGGCAGCCAUUGAUAGAAAGAGGGACUCACUAAAGCAAACUAUCUGGCUAGAAGCCUUCAAGGCUGGAUUUUUGGCAAUUGUUCCUACAGUGGGCAUCAUAAAGGACAAUGAUGUGAAGAAGCUGAAGGCCACCCUACGUCAAUAUCAAGUCCACUUUGGAGUGGAUGACACAUCUCUGCAGAGUCUGGCUAAGCAUUUGCAAGUGCCUGUGGAAGAACUCAAAGCUGUUAUUAAGUCUCCCUAUUUGUUUGACACUGUAAAGGAAGAAACAACAGGGGAAAUGGUUUGGAAAUUCUUGGAGAUUUCAAGUUCAGUUGCUUUCCCUCCUCUUGCUGCAGGCCUUUACUUUAGGAAAGUCUUCUACCUACAAUUACACAUCCUUGACACGGUGACCAAUGAUGCUAAAGUUCUGCUAAAAAAGGCAUAUUCCAAAAAGCGUUGACUUCUCAGUAGACUAAAAUCCUCUGAGUGUUGAAAUCCAAAUUUGUGGAGAAAAAUAGCACAGUGGAAGCCACCAAACAAUAUAAAGAGUUUCUUGAGAGCAUCCACCAUUGACUCAUACUUUCCGACUGCAUAUCCCUGUUAGAUGGACUAAGGGCCUGGGAUAAGUUCAAAUACGGGCAGAGCCAAAUACACGCAUCCACUUCCAAUAAACCAGCACAUCAGAUGAUUUUACCUUCAUCAGAAAUUUAAUGUAGCUGUCACCUUGACGACCUGACAGUAGCUCCUUGAAACCCAGUUGUACCCUAUCCUCUUCAACCUAGUGAAAACUUCCUUCCUUUGUGGUUGUUUGUGAUACAGCCUGACUUUCUUGCAUCUCCCAGACCCAGAUCUGAUACACGCGCUGAUGCUGACCGUGAUAAAGCCUGUUGGUCAACAGCUGAGUCAUAUGGGUGAGCUCCCUCUUCUCACUGUCUUCUAAAGCAGCUAACCUCCAGUCCCAUGGGAAGGCCUGCAGGAUGGCACUCGUGGCCCUUAACGGAGGCCUGGCCCCACAGCUUCACUCUUUUUCCUUUUUUCCUGCCCACUGUUUGAGCUCCAUAUCACGUCUGGACUUCCUGUUAACAUCCUUCCUAACCUCUCUGAAUCUUGUGAGAACUCAGUUUCUUCUGGUUCACGCACUGUAGUCUCACCUCUUCCUUUUGACUCAGCUGACACACACAGAAACCUAGUCAGGGCCAUCUUGGAACCGAUUGUCCUUCAUGGCCACUUUCAACAGAGGUCUCAACAGCCAAAUAGUAAGAACUUGUAUCACCAUGGAAAUCAUAAUAAAGUCAUAAGAAUGCUUUUGGAUCGGAAUCCUUGCCAAGAAAUUAAUUGAAGAAAACCUGUGAUUCUGUGCUGGGAACUGUGGAGACCUUAUGAAUUUAUAAAAUGUUGACAUUCUUGGUCUUUUGAAUGUCAAGAGUGGUCAGCAAUUGCUUUAGUCCACUUGUGAUCCCAGUAGGUGCUCAAUAUAUGAUUAGUGAAAAAAGGUAUUUGCCAUUGCUAUGUUGCUGUUCUCAAUAAAUUCAAGAGUACUUCAUAUUGAUUGCUGUCAGAGUUAUUUUUGUUAAUGAUAAUGUCCUUACCUAUUCUGUUUCAUCACUUUAUUUUCCUCAAAAUGAAAUACCAACCAACAACGAAAAAAAGUACCCAGGCUAGAAAAACUGCAAGAGAAUGAAUAUGAAGGGUGAAAUGAUUCCAUGGUAAGAGGCAGUUUGCUUCAGGCUAUUGCAAUACCAUGGACUACAUGAAUUAAACAACAUAAAUGUAUGUUCACGUUUCUAGAGACUGAAGUGGGCGACCUUUGUACCAGCAUGGUUGUUGGGUCCUUGGGGCAGGUAUUCUUCCCAGUCGUGUCCUCACAUGGCCUUCCUUGGUACAUAGGUUUCUGAGAUUCCUUUGUGUGCUCCAUUUGAGCAAGGGCAUCAGUUCCAUCAUUAGGGCCCCUUCCUCAUGACCUACCUUAACCCUAAUUAUGUUCCAAAAACCCUCCCUCUACUAUGAUCUCUUUAGGAGAUAGGUUAUUAACAUGCAAAUUUUGGAGAAACAAACAUACCAUGCAUAACAGGUGGGUUAUACAAAUUUUGCAUAGGAUUGAGUUCCUUUCUUAUUAGAAUCUGUGCCAGUUCUUAUCUGACCAACAUCAUACACUGUAAAACAUUUUAAGAAGUAACUCAGAUACAAGUUGAGUAUGCCUUUAUCCAAAAUGCUUGGAACCAAAAGGGUUUCACAUUUUUUAUUUUGGAAUAUUGUCGUAUACAUAAUGAGCCAACUUGGGGAUGAGACCCAAGCAUAAAUACAAAAUUGACAUAAGUUUCAUGUACAUAUUAAACACAUAGGCUAACCUAGAUAAGUACAGCAUUUUUACCUACGUUUUGACUGUGACCCAUCACGUGAGGUCAGAUGUGGCCCCUUGAGGGCCCCCUAAGCUGUGCUACAUCAUGGAGGGCACUACGAUGCAGAGGUAAGUGCAAGACAGAGAGAGAGAAUCAUAUCACCAGGCAGGGAUAGAUACACAGAGACUGCAAAGCUGGGAAUUUCCUAUUUAACAGUCCUCUCACAAGAAAACUCAGGGUUCCCAUGAGAAUUCCCUUACUCUCUUCUGAGAGCGCACCCCCAGUCACCUAAACAUCUUCAUUCUACAAGAUCAGACCUCAACAUUGUCACACUGAGGACCAAGCUCUCAGUACACAAACCUUUGGGAGACAAACUCAGCCCAUAACCAAACCAUAGCAAACAAACCAACAAACAAAAGUAGUAGAAAAGGGGGGAAAUCUAUGAAAUGAGAGAACAAAACUGUAACAGAAAAACAAGUUGAAAGUGAGAAGAGAAAACAAGAAUUGGCUUGGCAGUAGGGUGAGGCCUGUGGACUGUGGCAUUACGGUGAUGAGCUCAAGCCUGGAUACGCAGUGUAACACUACUUCCACAACGCCUUUGCUUUGCAGUCUCUUGACACUUGAAGGAAUAAUUGUUCGUUCUAUGUAAUAUUGUCGUAUCAAUGACUAUAGGAUA